GCGGGAGCUGCUCUGGCCAGGGGUUCCGGCUGUAUUUCCAUGAGCGCAGCCGGCAGCCGCGGAGCUACAGGAAGCUGAGUAGGAGCGAGCUGGGCCGCUGUGGUCAACCACGCACAGUUUUUAGGUUAAUUGGACUAAGAGAUCUGACCUGACCAGCCCAACUGUACAACUCUUCAAGGAAAAUUAAUAUUCGCAGUGAAAGGACUAAGUGACCUAGAUCAAGAUGAAUGCCAUGCUGGAGACCCCAGAGCUGCCGGCCGUGUUUGAUGGGGUGAAGCUGGCCGCAGUGGCUGCUGUGCUGUACGUGAUUGUCCGGUGUCUGAACCUGAAGAGCCCCACAGCUCCUCCCGACCUCUACUUUCAAGACUCGGGGCUCUCGCGCUUUCUGCUAAAGUCCUGUCCUCUUUUGACCAAAGAAUACAUUCCACCAUUGAUCUGGGGGAAGAGCGGACACAUCCAGACAGCCUUGUAUGGAAAGAUGGGAAGGGUGAGGUCACCACACCCGUAUGGGCACCGGAAGUUCAUCACCAUGUCCGACGGAGCCACUUCUACUUUCGACCUCUUUGAGCCCUUGGCUGAGCACUGUGUUGGAGAUGAUGUCACCAUGGUCAUCUGCCCUGGAAUCGCCAAUCACAGCGAGAAGCAGUACAUCCGUACCUUUGUUGACUAUGCCCAGAAAAAUGGCUAUCGGUGUGCCGUGCUGAACCAUCUGGGGGCCUUGCCCAACAUUGAACUGACCUCACCACGCAUGUUCACCUAUGGUUGCACGUGGGAGUUUGGAGCCAUGGUGAACUACAUCAAGAGGAUGUACCCACUGACCCAGCUGGUGGUGGUGGGCUUCAGCCUGGGUGGUAACAUCGUGUGCAAAUACUUGGGGGAGACACAGGCAAACCAAGACAAGGUCCUGUGCUGCGUCAGCGUGUGCCAGGGGUACAGCGCACUGAGGGCCCAGGAAACCUUCAUGCAGUGGGAUCAGUGCCGGCGCUUCUACAACUUCCUCAUGGCGGACAACAUGAAGAAGAUCAUCCUCUCCCACAGGCAAGCCCUUUUUGGAGACCAUGUUAAGAAAACCCAGAGCCUAGAGGACACGGACUUGAGCCGGCUCUACACAGCAACGUCCCUGAUGCAGAUUGAUGACAACGUGAUGAGGAAGUUCCAUGGCUAUACCUCCCUGAAGGAAUAUUAUGAGGAAGAAAGCUGCAUGAGGUACCUGCACAGGAUUUAUGUGCCUCUCAUGCUGGUUAAUGCAGCCGAUGACCCCUUAGUGCAUGAAAGUCUUCUAACCAUUCCGAAAUCUCUCUCAGAGAAACGGGAGAACGUCAUGUUCGUGCUGCCUCUGCAUGGGGGCCACCUGGGCUUCUUCGAGGGCUCCGUGCUGUUCCCCGAGCCCCUAACGUGGAUGGAUAAGCUGGUGGUAGAGUACGCCAAUGCCAUUUGCCAGUGGGAACGGAACAAGUCGCAGUGCUCUGAUACGGAGCCAAUGGAGGCCAACCUGGAGUGAGGCCUCGGACUCUUGUGCACUCCAGCAGCCCUGCUCUGGAACCUGCGUCCCCUCACCCGCUGUUUCAGGUCUCCCAUCUCCCUCCACGACCUGGAUCUGACCUCACCCUCAGCGGGGGGCCACCCACCACGCACACGUGUCUCGAAGUCUCGAAUAGGCGGCUCUCCCUGGGAGCUCCAGGCUAUUUUUGUGCUUAGUUACUGGUUUUCUGUGUUGCAUUGUUAGCCAUGGUGACAAGUGACAGGUUCUCAGCCCUCCUGUCCAGUUUCAGCAUCUGAUUGCUUUUAAGCCAAUUACAUCUAGUUUCCCUAUUAAAAAUGUGUCUGAACAGCAAUUUUGCUUUGCCAGUCAAAGGGCCUUUCCCUGAGAGCAGUCUUCACGUAUGCUAUUUCGUGGUGGUUGUACAUGUCUUUAGGUAGACUCGGAGAUCAUUCUAGGCUAGCACUGAAGGCACACUCAACCUGGGAGACUGAGGGCCUGGUUCUCCCAGGCCUCUUAAAUGGCAAAGGAAAUUCCUGCAAGUCACAAGCCAAGUUCCUCCCCCCCCCCCCCUUUGCUGCUGCUGACAGUCUCAUGGGGCACUUGUUAAAAGUUCAGCCUCCCAGGUCCCUCCCCUUGGAGAAGCUGGGGCAGUGAGGUCUGGGAAGGGGUCCUGGGAUUUUAAUUUUUGACAAGUGCCCCAGGUGACUGUCACCACCAGGUGAAUUUUUGGACGCACUGUUGUACAGCACCUCUAACUUUGAAACAUCUAGGGAAAGUCAUGGUCAGAGGUGCCCCUUGGCUCCCAGGAAUCUCCAGAGUAGCCAGGCUCGCCAUGUAGCUGCCCUUGUGUGGUCAGAGGGUGGUGUCUCUGAACAGACCCUGGGUGUGAAUGAGCAUUUAGGUUGAGCCCUGGCUCUGCCUCUCCCCGGCUAUAUGACCCUGGGAAAGUCCUUUUGGAUUUUGAUUCCCUCACCUAUAAAAUGAGGGACUCAAACCAGGUAGAUUGCCGAGACGACGGCUAGUUCUAAAGUUCAAUGACAAACUCAGUGUACUGAGGUUUGAGAGAACAUCACUCCAGGGGAGCCCGGGAGCUAUUCUCCCAGGCUAAGCAUGUGGAUGACAUCACUUGCCUUUCUUCCUUUGUCCCUCAUUUCAUAUAAAGAGGUUUUUGGGUUAUUUUUUUUCCCCACUCAAUUGUAAUGUUAGUUUUGCAACUCAAGUCUACAUAGUGUCUGGCUUUUGACAUCCGUCAGUUAGAUUUGAGGUUGCAAUCAAAAGAUAUGAUUUUUUUAAACCAGAUUUCUAAUAGUCUAUAUUUGUAGUGUAUUAGGUAGAUCAUUCCAAAGUGUGUCUUCUCAUGUGAAAGUGCCACUCUGGGUUCCAAGUACUCCUUUCCUCCAAUCCUGUGGUACUUAACUAUCUAAAAACCCUACUCUGAAAAAUCCACAAUUGCUCUCUGGAACUGAACAGACCUACGAGUGAAAUUGCCUGGAUACUUUAAAAAUAUAUAUAUAUGUAUGUAUGUAUGUAUUUUCCCUACUUCAUCUUCUCUGGCUCCAGGACAGACUGGAAUAUAAACAGUGGGUUUAUGUGGAUGGGUAAAGGAUAAAAGAAUCUACCUGAGUGCCCGAAUGCCAAUCCUUGUAUUCAUGGGUGGAUACAGUCUGGGCAUUGUUCCAAGGGGCUGGCAGCAAUCUGAAGAAGGUGUUUUCUGACAAUCACCAGAUCAUCCUAAUAACAUCAGAAACAGCCAUUUUUCUCAAAAGAUUGUGAUUUCUGUCAUCUCAACUUUGUUUGGGUAUGUAAUUUCUCACACCCGCCGAAUUGUGUCACUAUGAUUUUCACCCAAGUUGCUAUUUCCCUAAUGCAUUUCCUUUUCCUGUUCUUUUAGCACAGAUUGGCACUUUAUCACUUACCCCUUGAUUUGGAAGCUAGUCCCCCUUCUCUGUCACUUUUCCCUCCACCCAAACACAUCUGUAAUCCAGAAGGUUCGUGGUCGCAUUUCCUGCUAUUACUUUCAUUCCUCAGCAUUUGUGCAAAUAGUUGAACCAAGCAAUAACUUAGCAGAAUUGAAUCACCGUGCCAGGAAGUGAGAGACUUCUUUUCAUUUGCCUGAGGCCACAUGUCUUGAACUAUUCUGACAGUAGUGGCCCAGGUACCUACAUUCCGGAAGAGGAAAAACAGUCCUGUUUUCACACGCAUGCAUAGAGGGGAACUGGGAGUCCUUAGGUCCUGGUCCGCGUCAUCGCCCUGAUGACCCCCACGCAGGGGAAGUGGGGCUGGGGGCAUAGCCUUUGCUUCCACAUAGCCAUCAUUUAUCCCCCGGGACUGUGGGGCCGUGUCCCAGCUGGAAUCUUUAGUGUGUGGCUCUGAAAGGCACUUACAUUCCAUUUUGGCUCACAUGAAAUCAACUGAAGCCCUUUGUUCAAGCUUCAGGCUCUCAGGGCUGGAAACAAGAAUGUGACUGUGGCUGUCUUUCAGGGAGAUUCUCGUUUGUCCCUGAAUGAAAGCACAGAGACACUGAAUGCAGGGAUGCAAACUUGGCUAACAAACGAGGGAGCAGCACUUUAUGUGUAGGUCAUCCUUUCCUUCCUCCACUUCCUUGCUUCCCCCCACCCUGCCCCAGAAUCGUUCUGUGAAUGCUCUUCUUGCUCUUUGCUCCGAGUUGGGCUACAACACAAUUUUUAAGGAGUGUUUGGAAAUUAUAUUUUAAAACAAAUUAAGGAUAUAAAUUGCACAGUCGAGACAAUCCUGUUGUAGAAAUGACCUGUUUAACACAAAGGGAGGGAAGACACCCACAGUUCUCCUAAACAGGCUGCAGACUCCCAGGAGUCACUGAUCCCAGUCACAUCAGGAAUUCCUGGCUUUAAAAACCGGCGUCAGUUCUCCUUGACGCAUUUAUGGUCGUAGGGAGUUUAACAGACUUGAAGCAAACCCCUUCUCUUCCUGCCGUGUGUUGCACCUAGCGAUUCUAGAGCAGAAUGAAGAUAGGAUGUCGUGUGUUGUUAGAAUAUUCGUCUAAAUUCUCUGUGGCAGUUGACAUGUGCAGGGAACCUGUGGCCUAGAUACCUGAAAGGAGUGUUCCCUUCUUGAUCUUGAGCUAGUGUCAUGGAAGCAGGGUCCCUGGGUCCUUGUCCUGUCUCUGGUUCACAGUGGAUCAUGGGCACGUCCCUUCACCUCUUGGAGCCUGUAACCUCAUCUUCCACCGUCUCUCAGCUCCCAUCAUCUGUUUGCGCAUCAUUUGCCUGAACUCGGCUUGCAAGUAGGAGUCCAGAGGCUCCAGGCUCGCCUUGAGGGGACUUGGCGAGCCGGAGGUUCUGCGUCAGGCCUUUCCUGGCGAGGAGCUGGAUGCUGUCCAGAGCCCUGUGUCUCUGGCCUCUCUUCAGAGCCUCCGCUGUCGCCACAACAUCCUGGCUCUUCUGAGGGCGGUCUUGUGCCUGCGGCAGGUGCUGGGUGCCACAAUGAGGAACUGUCUCCAGCCUUCAAUGCCGCUCAGGCGGGAGGGCAUCGAGAAUUCCCAGGGCAAAAAUCCUUCCUGCUCAAGCCCUCGGCCCCGCCACUGCAGUGUGCAUGAAAGCUGAGCUUUCUGGGGAGCUGCACUCCUGAGCCCAAGCCCCUGAAUGAGAGCCCUCUUUGUGACUGCACGACUUGAGACUGUUUGGCCAGCUCCCAGGAAGCUGUGCGUUCUUGUUUGUGUUUGCCAGGCAAGCAGCUGUCUGAGAUGUGAGAGGCUUUUCUUUUCCAGCGGCAUUGAUUCUGACUUAGGGCUACAGUUAAGGCUCGCUGAAACAUCACGCUGGGUGAAGGAAGUCACAGCCAGGGGAGCUAUUAAGAAGCGUUUCGCUGUGGCCUUCUGUUGCAGUGGCAUCAGGUAUUGUUUUCUUUGCCUAAAAAGUCUUAACUUGCCUCCAGAAAAUUCCCUGAUAUUGCAACACUAUUGUGGCAUCGGAAUUCAGAGUCUUCUGCUGUGGAAGUUCAGAGCAAAGCCACAGCAAACCCCACGAACUCCCUCAUGUGGCCUGUAGGUUCCUUGUUUCAUCAGCACCCCCCACACCUCACCCCUCCACAGUAGGAGUGAGCCGGAACCAGCCGAAACACUGUGGCUUUGGCCCCUUCCUGUCAUCUCUUGGCCCUACUCUGUUGUUCAAAGCCACUUUGGAUCACUUGGCUGCUUCAGAAAACCAUGGAAAGUGGCCUGCCUGUGGCGUUCAGAAGCCACACAAUUGAGCAAAAGGAAUUCCUGUACCUCUGUUUCCUGGGCAGAGCAAAGCACCCCCUCUCCUCUUCCUGAGCUAGGAUUGCUUUUGCCAAAUUGUAUUUGAAGCUAAGGAAAGGGGAACUGGCUCCUGCAGGCAGAAAGAACUGGAACACCUCCCAAAGCAGAAGCUACUUGCUCUUGCCUGCAUCACUGCUGUUACCACCUCUGGAUGCUGGGGCCGAGUCUCCCUCCCGCAGAGUUCAGCUCCCCGGUCAUCCCCAGAUUCCCAGCAAGUAGGCAGCUGGCCCUUGUGCAAGUGUCAGUCUUCCAUGUUUUCUGAACUGUUUUUCCUAGUGUGUUUGUGGGUAAAGCUUUCCUGUCUUUAAUAGAAAAGCUAAAAUCAGUUUCUAACUGGUAGAUGAAGCCCUACAUCCUGAGUUCCAUAAAAUAAGUGCUCAGCGUUUUAACUAGAUUUCUGUCAAUCAAUGAAACCCAUAAUCUGCCUUCUCCCCACUUCUGGUCCCCAUUAGCCAAGAAAUACACUAUCGCCAUAAGUUGGGGACAGUCCACUUUCAGCACCUGCAGAGAUACCUUUCGUCUCCACGAGCAUUCUCCCCCAGACCACCCACACCGAGCAGCCAGCAGUCACCUGGAAUAAUUGCCCAUCCCCUUGGUCCCCGCGCCAACCACUUCUCGCCCAGGCCGCUCUUGCGAGCGGACACAUUUCUGGGUGUAGGAGUGCGGUUUGAUUUGCUUUUCCAUUUGGCCUCACUUGAGUUCUCUGAAAGCACAAGUCGUGUAGACCCCGUUACCUCUCCGCACCGGUUCCCCGUGGUCUGGGUCUCCCCCGCUGCCUCAGGAAGACCUUCACUGUACCGGAGCUUCUGACGUCUGCCACUGCAGCUGCCUUAGUGACGCCGGGGGCGGGAGGGGGCGGGAGGGAGCGAGGUUGCAUCUCUCCUUGUCCUGGUUAGACUCCGUUCAGCCACAUUCUUCUGAUCUGCUUCCAGAUUGAUUUUUGAGAACCAUCACUUUCACAUUCCUAAUCCUGGUUUGUGCUGUUGUGUUUCAUUUGGGUUUCCCAAAACUUCAAAAUGCUGCCCUGAAAAUACUGUAUUUUUGCAUUUGUGUUCUGAGAGCCUUGGUGCAGCUGGAUCUUUGGGGGAAAUACAGGAUCCUUUAGCACUGAGGUAUUUAAGAUUCGCAACUAGCAAUGCAAUUUUUUCUAAAUAUGAGGAUAUUUACCUUUAUUAAGAAGUUAUACUAAACGGCGGUGUCCUUGGUCAUAUUAUGUUCUCCUGUUACUUUUGAUUCUACUUUGAUUCUGUGUGGUGGUAAACAAAGAUCAUUACAAACGAAAACUGUAAUUUUGUUAUCUUUGAUUCAAUGGAAUUUGUUUACUUAAAAAAAGUAAUAAAGACUAAAAAUGCGGUGUGGCUGUGUGUCCUUUG
Molecule: messenger RNA, 7132 nt
Organism: Lepus europaeus (European hare)
Lineage: Eukaryota; Metazoa; Chordata; Mammalia; Lagomorpha; Leporidae
Gene: ABHD2
Product: abhydrolase domain containing 2, acylglycerol lipase
Exons: 11
Coding region: 224-1501 (425 amino acids)
Biological process (GO): steroid hormone receptor signaling pathway; sperm capacitation; acylglycerol catabolic process
Cellular component (GO): sperm plasma membrane; sperm flagellum
Molecular function (GO): acetylesterase activity; monoacylglycerol lipase activity
Source: RefSeq, a predicted model, not a curated record